GAAAAAUAUGCACAUUUUUUAAACCGAGAAUGCUCUCUCAUGACCUUGGUGCUAUUUUGUUAAAGUCCCAACUUUUGAUAACUUGCUUUUGGCGAUCGAAUUGAAGCAUAAUUACCUUCAAAACAUUUCAAUAUAGUUAGCUGCAUCGGGUACUAAAACAGCUGUUUCAAACCGGAUACUGUUGGAUCAUAAGAGUAAAUAAAUUCCAUACUUCAUAGCUCAAGUCAAUUGGUGACGGUAGUAGACGUGUACUUUGGUAUCAAAAACAUACGAAGUUCAUGGACUUUGGAAAGGAACAACGGAUUUCACCCAGGGUCUAUCAAUUAGCCCAAAUAAUUUAUCGGGAGUUUGAAGUCAUAAAGAAGGUCUAUGGCGAAUCCGCAUACGGUGGAUUGGUACCUAUUGUUGUUGGUAUUCUAGAAGAAAUGGACCUCUUGACUGUGGAUAAGCAGAAAUUGGAUCUUGACUUAAAUCUUUUGACUGCCGAAAAGAAUGAUAUUUCUGUACAGUUGUGUCGUCAAAAGGAGCUUUACAUAGCUGCAAAAAGACAUAUCCACUGUCUGGAAGAUGAGCUGCUUGGUAUGAAAAAAGAAACGGACAAGAAAUUCGAAGAACUUGAGGAGAAUUCGAGACACUAUCAACUUCUUGCCAAAAACGCUAAUGAUCAUAUUUUUAGAUUAGAAGAAAGGGAACAAGAUCUUAGAUCAGAAUUAUCUGCACAAAAUGAAAGAUACACUAAAUUACUUAAAAUUUAUGUGGAUUAUAUAGAAACAAACAAUUUAUCUGUGUCAAACAACGAUAUUGAAUCGGGAACUGUAUGCGUUGGCUGUGAAAAAGAUACUGAAUCAAAUGAGCUAGUAAUGAAAUCGACUGCUAAUUCAAACUCCACAAAUGAAAAUCCCAAUCAAAUUUCAGUAGAAUCGGGUUACAUUUUAAACACGAAUUCUAAAAAUCAUGAUAUUUCAACCAUUGGAAUUGAUUUAACACAUCCUCUAGAAUCUGAACCUGGUGUGAACGCUUUGCACUCUCUUGAUAGUUCUCUAAAGUCAAAUAAUGGUACCACUUCUUUUAUUGACAUUUAUGAUGAUAUCGUAGAUUAUGAAACGGCUUUAGAAUCAACUCCUGCUAUGGGUACUGGUGAUGAUGUUGAAGAAAUUGAAUCUCCUGAUGUUUGUGAACCCUCUGUAGGUAUGAUCAAAGAAGUCGAAAAAUUAAUUAAAGAGAAUACUGAUUUGUAUGAAACAAAAAAUGCUUUAAAUGUUUUAAAAGAUGAUCUAAUUAAAAAACUAGAUGAAGUGACUGGUGAGAAAUCUAUGUUAAUUCAAGAAAUACAUGCUAUACGUACCAAUAGAGAUGAAAUUAAAUCUGAAGCUAGUCGUUUAUCACGUUUAGUUUAUGAAUGUCGUGAUCAAAUAUCUAGCUUAACUGCUCGUCUUAAAAUUUAUGAAGACGUCAACGAGGCCGAUCAACGUUCAUCUAGAUUACUUCUUACUUCAAUACAACAGUCGAAAUCCUGUUGGACAUUAAAUGCGGAAAGCACAUGUCACACAUCACCAAAGUAUCGUAAUAAAUCUGUAGAUAAUUUGAACGAUGUUUCACCAUUGAAUGAUAUGAAUAAAACUGAAGAUGGAUACGAUUUACAGAGUACCUUUAAUAAAAAUCACAUUUAUUUGAUUGUUGCUAAUAUGACUGCAGAAAUUCAUUAUUGCGUUGCAGUUUGCGCCUAAUAUUGACUUGAAUGUCACAGUUCAAAAGCUUUUUAAAAAAUAUUUUGGAUAUAUAUAUAUUGUCAACAUAUUACCAUACACCUUUAGGAGCUGAAAAGUAAGCAUUAAAUGAAUAUCAGUGCUUGUUGUUACAACAAUGCAGAUUAUCUGUCGUUAGUAUUAUUUUGUCCUUUAGAGCUAAACGUUUAAACUCCUUGCUCCAAAGCAUUAGUAAUUAUAGCUAUUGACGACUUCAAUAUUCAACAACCAAAUAACUUUAAAUUUUCAAUAUAAUCUGAAAGUUAGUUGUUAUGGUUAGUGUUUCUUAGAAUUUAUUUAAAGUGUUUUUAUUCUUGUUUUUGUAUACUUUUGAUAUCUUUUCAUGGGCAAACAAUUAGGUACCGAAAUUCGGUGAAGCUUUCUUCACUAAACGAGAAAUGGCUCGUGUUAUCGCAGAACGUAACAGUUAUAAAGAGAAAUUCUUGGAACUACAAGAUGCAAUGCGCUUAAUGGAGAGAUUACGAGUAGAUCAUAACUCUCGUUUACAAUUUUCUACAGGUGAUGGUUUUGAGCGUUGGGUACCAAGGUCAUUCUUUUCAACCGUCCAAUCGGGUUUAACUGGAUUAUUCUCAACUUUUGAUCAGGCUGUUCCUUUAGCUUCUGUUUUGCCGUCUGAAGCUCAAUGUCUUAGUCCAUAUCAGUUAAAUGAUUCUAACCACUCUUGGUCACAAGGUUCUCACAAUUUAUCAGUUCAGUAUAUGAAUUCCUCAAGUAAUGGACGGAGGAAAUCUGUUGGAUUAAGAAACAUGUUUAGCAGGCUAUUUGGUUAUGAUUUAACUGCCGGUGUAAAUAGUCACUCAUCAGGCGAAUCUGUAUCGAAAUCACUGGAAUCUAACCUUAAUUAACAUCGAUAUCAUUUCGACGGAUAUAUAUGAUGUUGGAAUAGUUCUUAAAUUAUUUCAGUUGAAUAUCGGUGAUAUCUCUCUUUGACUAGCUUGGAAUAAUAAUUCUUUUCUCAAUCUAUGUAAUAAUAAUGACGUUGUUAUCAAAUUAUAAUAUUCUUUUGCAGUUUUACAAUUUACACGUCUUGUUCUAUUUUAUAUACACAACUUUAUCACUGUCAUCCAUCAUUAAUUUUACACUUCAAUUACAUUUACAAAUUCGAAUAAAAAUAAGUGUAUGUUUUUCUUUUUAUAUUCAACAGCUGUAUUGUUUUUGCUGUUUAAACCAAUUCUUUCAUAAUCGGUGCUUAUAUAUGUUCAUUUGUUUGUGUCAGCGCCUGUGUGUGUUAAUCGAAGAGAAUGUUAUUUAUCAUGCCUUAAUUUAUUAUUAUUAUUUUCAUUUCUCCAUGUCUUUCAUAACUUGUAUUUUGAUUUCUACAUUUUUUAUAUUAAAAACCAACAUUACUUGUUAACCAACUUUUGUGUAUCUAAGCAACUACGUUUUAUUGUUUAUAUCAGUCGUACUUUUAAAGCAACAUCUAGUAGAAGUAGUAGUAUUCAGUGCAUUAUUUAUUUUUCUACAUUAUUUAUGUGUUUUAUUUUGUUUUUCUGUGAAACAUCUACAUUAUCUAUUUGUUGUCUUUUUUUUUGAAAAAUGAAAUUUGCUCUGUUAUGUAGCUUCCAUUAAAAAAGAAAAAAACUUUUAUUUAGUGAUAUUGUCCAGUUGAAUGCGCAUUAUGGUUAUGUUGUGCUGUAUAUUUUUUGGGGGGGAAUAAAGUUGGGAGAACAAAACAAGACUGAGUGCAUUAUAGUUUUCCUGACAAGUUAGACAUACACUAACUAUAUUAUGACUUAAUAUAAAAAAUAACCGAUUGUACAUUUUUUUGUAAUACUUCCUGUCUUGAAAUUAAGUUGUCUAACCUAUUCCUGACAAUAUUUUAUCUUACAAAAAGAAAACAGUAUUGCAGAAUUUCCAAUGGUUUUAUUUUACACAGUUUGUUUAUAUUAAAUUAUUUCUUCAUUACAUACUGAGUUAACAGCAAACAUGCACCCAACUUUGUGUUUUAUAUUACCAACUAAUUUUUGUUAGAGACUCAUUGGGAUUCUUAUUCUAUUUAGACAAAAUAGCUACUAAAUGCUCCCUUGUCUUCAAUGGUUGUCUAACCAAAGUCAGUCCG
Messenger RNA from Schistosoma margrebowiei, 3825 nucleotides. Lineage: Eukaryota; Metazoa; Platyhelminthes; Trematoda; Strigeidida; Schistosomatidae. The record is from the annotation of a GenBank genome assembly.